Molecule: messenger RNA, 1604 nt
Organism: Loxodonta africana (African savanna elephant)
Lineage: Eukaryota; Metazoa; Chordata; Mammalia; Proboscidea; Elephantidae
Gene: NAPSA
Product: napsin A aspartic peptidase
Exons: 9
Coding region: 265-1527 (420 amino acids)
Biological process (GO): proteolysis
Cellular component (GO): lysosome
Molecular function (GO): aspartic-type endopeptidase activity
Source: RefSeq, a predicted model, not a curated record
AGCUCAGCGGAAAAACCCCGCCAAAGUUGAGAAGGGCGCCUGAGGCACAGGAUAAUACUUGUGAGGACCCUACAAAAAUACUCGACAAAACAAAAAUACUCCAGACAUCCCUCCCCAAAUCUCAUUCUCCUACCUCCAUGUAACCUGCCGAAAGGUUACUCAUCUUGGUCACUUCCAAGCCCGGAGGUGGGCGGUGAACAGGGAGGAGUCUGGGGAAAGAAAACGCGGCCCCAAGACGCCUGGUCCACUCCUGGGAACCCAGAGAUGUCUCCGUCACCGCUGCUGCUGCUGCUGCUGCUGCCGCCGCCGCUCUUACUCAUGGAUCCCACCACAGCCACGCUGAUCCGGAUCCCUCUUCACCGAGUCCACCCUGAUCCCAGAACCCUGAACUCACCGAGGGCAUGGAGGAAGGCAGCAGAACACAUGAGUUUGGUGGCCUCCUCUCCUGGGGACAAGUCUACUUUUGUGCCUCUUUCUAACUACAUGAAUGUCCAGUAUUUUGGGGAAAUUGGGCUGGGAACGCCCCCACAAAACUUCUCUGUCGUCUUCGACACUGGCUCCUCCAACCUCUGGGUCCCGUCCAAAAGAUGCCACUUCUUAAGUCUGCCCUGCUGGGUCCACCACCGCUUCAACCCCAAUGCUUCCAGCUCCUUCCAGCCCAAUGGGACCAAGUUUGCUAUUCAAUAUGGAACCGGGCGGCUUACUGGCAUCCUGAGUGAGGACAAGCUGACUAUUGGAGGAAUCGAGGGCACAUCAGUGGUUUUUGGGGAGGCCCUGUGGGAGCCUAGCCUGGUCUUUACUUUUGCCCCCUUCGAUGGGAUAUUGGGCCUUGGUUUUCCUAUUUUGGCCGUGGAUGGAGUUCGGCCCCCGCUGGAUAUACUUGUGGAGCAAGGACUGGUGGACAAGCCUGUCUUCUCCUUCUACCUCAACAGGGACCCUGAAGCACCUGAUGGAGGAGAGCUGGUCCUGGGGGGCUCAGACCCGGCACACUAUAUCCCACCCCUCAACUUCAUGCCAGUCACUAUCCCAGCCUACUGGCAGAUCCACAUGGAGCGUGUGAAGGUGGGCACAGGGCUGAAUCUCUGUGCCCAGGGCUGUGCUGCCAUCCUGGACACAGGCACAUCCCUCAUCACAGGACCCGCUGAGGAGAUACAAGCGCUUAACUCAGCCAUUGGAGGUGUUGCCCUCCUGACUGGACAGUACCUCAUCGAUUGCUCGAAAAUCCCAACGCUCCCCCCAGUCUCCCUCCUCCUUGGGGGUGUCUGGUUUAACCUCACUGCCCAAGACUACGUCGUUCAGAUUGCUCGGUUUGGUGUCCGCCUCUGCCUGUCUGGCUUCCAGGCUCUGGACGUGCCUCCGCCCAUGGGGCCCUUCUGGAUCUUGGGCGACGUCUUCUUGGGGAGCCACGUGGCCGUCUUCGACCGCGGGGAGAACGAAGGCAGCGCCCGAGUAGGGCUUGCCCGCGCUCGUCCUCGCGGGGCGGGGCGGCGAGGGGGCAGGCCCGCGCAGGCGCAGUUCUCCGGGUGACGCCCCGUUUAGGCGCAUGCGUGCCCGGGUAGUAGCGCAAAGGCACGCAAUCCAGUAAAAAUCCUCUAUUUCCAUUG